GUAAAGAUUGGAAUGGACUUGACCAAAGUGGUUUUGCCGACCUUCAUUCUGGAGCGGCGUUCGUUGCUUGAAAUGUACGCAGACUUCUUCGCCCACCCGGACCUUUUCUGCAGCAUAGCAGACAUGCAGAGCCCCCAGGACCGCAUGAUCCAGGUGGUGAAGUGGUACCUGUCAGCAUUCCACGCUGGCCGCAAGAGCGAGGUUGCAAGGAAGCCCUAUAACCCCAUUCUGGGAGAAGUCUUCAGAUGCUACUGGGAGGUCCCGGGGGUGCGUCCAGAAGGGGAGACUGUGCCAGACGGGCCCGUUCCUUGGGGCACGAACAACAACCUGUGCUUCGUGGCCGAGCAGGUCUCUCACCACCCCCCCAUCUCUGCCUUCUACGCAGAGCACAAGGCCAAGCGCAUCUCCUUCUGCAGCCACAUCUGGACCAAGUCGAAGUUUCUCGGCCUGUCCAUCUGUGUGUACAAUAUUGGCCAGGGCUGUGUCUCUGUCAUGGAGCACGAUGAGGAGUACAUCUUGAACUUUCCCAGCGGCUAUGGGCGAUCCAUCUUGACUGUUCCAUGGGUGGAGUUAGGAGGAACUUGUCAGAUCACAUGCAACAAGACAGGCUAUAGUGCCAACAUUGAGUUCCUCACAAAGCCAUUUUAUGGAGGGAAGAAGCACAGAAUAUCUGCAGAGAUUCUGAACCCGGGGGAGAAGAAGCCGGUGUUGACAGUGGAAGGCGAGUGGAAUGGGGUGAUGACUGCCAAAUGGAGAGAUGGUUCGACAGAGACCUUCGUUGAUACACAGACCAUGGCCACAGUGAAGAAGAUCGUGAAGCCGGUACACGAACAGGCCCUCAACGAAUCACGGUUCAUGUGGAGAGAAGUUACAGCUGGACUCAAAUUCAACCACAUCGACCACGCCACGGCAGCAAAGUGCGCCCUGGAACAGAAGCAGCGUGAUGAGGCCAAGUACCGCAAAGAGAACAGCAUCUCUUGGGAGACCAAACUUUUCAACCUGGUGGGGGACAACUGGAUCUACAACUCACCUCUUCAGAAGAGAUUAAGCCAGUGAUGCCUUGGGUGUCUGCUCUUUGCGUCAUAGGGGCAAUGUCCAUCUCGAUUGGUCAUGGCUUCUUGUGCAUUUUAUUUACUUCAGGUAGUGGCAUUCAUGGAGAGACAACACAGUAUGCUUCUGGCAGAUGCUGUGGAGGAGUUUUUUUUUUUCUUCUUCUUUUUUUAUGACUUUCCUCCUCCAGAAAAAAUAAUGGUGUUAGCACUGUCCAUUGCAUAAAGUGUUCUUUCAAAAAUACAGAAAAGCAAAGGUGAAAUAAUCAUUCCAGAAAUUUCAAAGUGCAAGUGUUGCAUCUUAGUCCACAUGUUAGGAUGUGUAGCAUUUUCAGCAGGGAGGGGGUGGUGAAUGUCAUGUGUGAUGACCUUGGGGUUUCUAAAGGCAGGCAAAGGAGAAGAAGAGGACCACACAUUGCAUUUUCUUCCCAUUGCAGUUGUUUUGACUGAGCAAAAGGUGUCGUUAACAUGGAAUAGCAAUAGUAAAUAAUAGCUGGUAACAUGUGAAUGGUGAAGCUGUUUUUUCUAUGCAAUCAAAACUCCUCUAGCUUUAAGAACUUAGGAAGAUUUAUUGUAUGUGAGAUAUUUAUAUUGAAGAAGAUGACUAGUAAAUGAAAAGAGAGUAAUAAGGAGGAUGAUUUUGUAGACGGAAUAACAAGAAGGAGACUGAAAUUGCUCAAGGGGAAAGGGAUGCUUUUCCUGAGCAUUCGAAGUCAGGUAAUUUAAAUGUGUAAAUACAUUUGUUGUAGAUUUGUGUAUGAGACAAGCAUGAUGAGAAGUUUUAUCAAAAGUCAUUAAUGUACAGUUUGUCCUUACCCACUGAUGAAAUAGGUGCCAUAAGCAUUUCAAGGUUCCUUCAGUUUGUUUUUUGUUUUUUGUUUUCCAAGAAGAUGAAGGGUGAAAGUUGGUGAACCAGCCAGAAGCUUAACUUGGAAAGAAAUAUGACUGAUGUGUAUUUAUCCCUGAAAACCAUAAUAACAUGCAAAGUCUUCUACCAUACCUGUGAUCUAUGCAAACCCUAAGAAGGGAGGCAGGAAUGCAGUCUUUAUAUACAAGUUAUGAUACCAUUAUAAACAUCAUGUUAGUUAAACAGGGUACCAUUUUGUGGGAACCAAAUCGUAUCUCUGUUACUAUUUAUCGAUAAUCUUAUUUUUGGACUUAAAGCCUGAAGCUUCAUUUUGAAGGCAGAUUAAUUUCUCAUGAUUGCAAAAAAGCCACGUAUUCUGCUCCCUGUUUCUGAUCACUUUCCCAGAGAUAGCCUGUUUUUCGUGAGUGUUGGAUUUGCAAUGAUUUGCAACAGAUUCACAAGUUGUAACACUUUGCAAAGCAUUACCAAAAUCGAAGUGAUAUCAUUGGGAAACUAGGCUGAUAAAAUGGUUUUCCUUGAUGUGUGUGCCUUGGGAAGGAAGAGUCUGUGCUGUGGAAUGAUUUUCAACAUUUGUUUAUUGCUCUUUUUUCACCACAACAGGAAUGAUCAGUGGAAAAGAGUAAGAUGUAUGUAUUUAAAGGAGCUUUUUUUUUUCAUUUUUUCUAUCUCCCUUGGACUGUCUGACAUAUUUUAAUUGUUAAUCUUGUUAAUCUUUUAGAGAAAUGCAGUGUUGCAUAUCAGUGUUAACAAGAGGAUCUGCAUUUGCGAAAGGAGCUCCGGCAGAUACUCUGACCUUAAAACAACAAGAUUGAGAUCUUAAGAAUUAAGAGUCUUAAGUCUUAAUUGAUUAAUAUUGUUUAUCUUCACUUUUUUCUUUCUUUCUUUUUUCUGUGUCAUAUUUCAACUCAUGGAAGUAUUUUCUCAGGAUUUUUUUUUUCUUCUUUCAUGGGAAUGGUUGCUAAAAGUUUGGAUAUCGAAUGGGUAUUUAUUUCUCAGUGUUACACUGUAGGCCAUGGUAUUCACACAUCCGUAAAUACUGCCUUACAAUAAUAAUAAUAUUAAUUAUUGAAAUUAUCAUAAUCAUAAUAUUAAUGAUGAUAAUAAUAGUAAUAAUGCAUUCAGUGAUUAUUUGUUAUUUGAGAUUUAGGUAAUAAAAAAGAGUAAUGAGUAGGAAAACUUUAGGUGGAGUUAAAGAUGAUGAUUGUCUUUAUUUUGUGGUCUGAAGUCUGCAGAAUGAUUCACAAAUGUUCAUCAGAGCUUAAGUAGUUGGUUGACCUCAAAAUGUCCUCACUCUCUAGGUAUUGUUGGUGGUGUGUCUCCUCCUUGUGGCUUUGCAAAAGGGUCAUGUGGCAUAGCUGACUUUGGUGAGUGUGAGAGUGAGAGAAUUAGACUGAGUUUGUCGUUUCUUUUCCUUUUUAGUCAAUGCAGGUCAUCAUCUUGGAUCUCCAAGAGUGAUUGCAUGCCAUUGCAGGCAGCAUACAUUACAUACAGAUUAUGCAAUAACAAAGUGAUAGUAAAAUUAUUACAUAUCUGCCUGAGGGGUUGGGGAUACGGGAUGGGGAUGGGGGGGGGAGUCCUUCCUCUGAAUCCGAGGUAAUUCAAACCAAAAUUGAUUGUCAUAAGACGCUCCAAGUUGUUUCCAAGGUAAAACUGAAUACACGUGCAUGUGUGUUUGUGUCUGUGUAUCUGUCUCUGUAUCAUUUUAUUUUUAUUUCUUUUUCUGCUAUUAUUUUUAUGUUUUUAGGUAGUUAUCCAUUACUUUUAUUAUGUGAUUCUUUAGAUUCUUUUUUAUUUUUCCUCCACUCAUAUUUUUAAUGAGCAGUUUUCAUUAAAGUUUAUUAUCUUUUUUUGCACUUGAAUCAUUUUGAUAUGUGAAAAUGCAUAAAA
Penaeus vannamei (Pacific white shrimp) is the source of this 3804-nucleotide messenger RNA. The record is from RefSeq and is a predicted model, not a curated record. Lineage: Eukaryota; Metazoa; Arthropoda; Malacostraca; Decapoda; Penaeidae.